This is a messenger RNA of Alternaria alternata, 2988 nucleotides long. RefSeq lists its product as hypothetical. Bases 352 to 2988 code for a protein of 878 amino acids. NCBI's taxonomy places the organism in Eukaryota, Fungi, Ascomycota, Dothideomycetes, Pleosporales, Pleosporaceae. The transcript is spliced from 4 exons. The record is from RefSeq and is a predicted model, not a curated record.
UGCUGCAAGUGCCGUAGUUCCGUCUCCAACUCAAACACUUCGUAUUCACCUCUCUUGUGCACUCUGGCCCCUUCUCCGUGCUGAAUGCUGAGGCCCACCUGAGCCCGCGAACGGCUAAGGCGAUCCCGGGCUAGUCACGUGAGUGCCCGUCGAGUAGGCAGCCUUAGUCAGCCACUAUCGCGGAGCGUUGGCGUAAACAACGGCGGGACUCGCGUAUGCACACCAGUAGUUCCGCCCGACGGUCAAGACUAAGCUGAGUCUACAAGCCGCAUCAACACGACCAGCAACAUACCAUCCGCAGACCACGUCGCAUGUAACACCAGUCGAUAUCACGCGUCCUACAAUACUACAAUGGACGACCGCAGGAGCGUGCGCUCUAUAAGCCGGCGCAAAUCACCUACUCCCCAACCACCUUCCAAGGCAACUGCCCAGCAAUUGGGACGCGCAUCGCGAGCGAGAAGUUUGCGCAGUGCGAGUCGCGAAGUUGAGGGAUUUGUCGACAUCCAGAAACCCGCCCGCCGAAGCGCGCGACAAGCAAGCGUGACUACAAAUGAUGAGAGCGGAUACGAGCCACAAAAGGCGCGCAAGACAAAGCGCAACUCCGCAAAAGAGCUACUGGGAGACCUCACAGUCGUUGAGGAAAUGGAUACCCAGAUUGACCUCGAGCAAGACAAAGAAGCCCCAGGUACACCUACGCGCACCGAUACCGAGCCCGAACAUGCGUCCUUUCAAUCACCCGGCGCUGCAUCCCAAAUGUCUGGGACCACGGCGAUCUCCUCUUUCAGUAUGGUCGAAGCCGAGUUCCUGGAGCCUAGGUUUAUCCUGAAGCAUUUGCGCAAGUUGUGUGACUCUGCUGAGGAGUUUUUGGAACACAUUGCGCCUGAUGGAGGAACGAUGGCAGACGACUUGCAGAACAUACGAGAGAUGCAGAAACCGGGCUCGACUUAUACGGAAGAUUAUCUGGAUCUCAACGACGAGUUGAAUGUGCAUUUGAAGCACUUCAAGAGCGAAGAACACAGCUACAUACAUAUCAGAGCGCUUCACCGCGCUCUUUUCAAGACGAGUGACGAUGUCGCGGCAUCGCAGAGCGGGCUGAAUCUGAUUCUCUACCUCGCCAAUUUAUUGGUGUUGGCGAAGCAGAUGAUCCAUUCGAACCGGGAUGAUAAGAACAUCUGGGAUGUGCUGCGACAACUGGAUAACACUUUUCCAGCCCAAUUCAUGCAGGACCUCGACUAUGGUUUCCAGCCGACAGAAACAGGCCAGAGUGGGCUAUACCAAGAAACACUUGAUCUUGCAGUAGAGUUACGGACCCAGUUGGCAAUACUUGUGCUUCAAAGGUCCGCCGAAAGCCCCGAAUUUAAUGUCGAAGAAACGCUGGAUGAAAUUUUCCUCCAUCCUAAGUCGUCUGAUGGUGUAUGGGCGAUCCGUGGGUGGAACAUGCCAGUCUUGGGAGAUGACGAUUCAUUUUUGUCCCAGGAUUUUGAACGUCUGGUUAAGAACCGAGUGCAGGAAAUCCAAGAAUUUUUUCGCGAGGGAUCGUCUAUUGCUGAACUGGACGACCUAAAAUCAGCCUUUCCUUGGGAGCCAACUAUUCUUCGCCUUUUAGACUGGGUGCGUCUUCGACGGAGGGAACUCAAAGCUGUUAUCGACUCUCUUGGUGGAUCAGUGGAGAUUACGCGGAACGUUAGACAAGCUGUGGAGGAUCCUCAGCCUGUUGUCGAAAAAGAUCAACGAGAGUCACUGCGCAAAAAGCGAACUUCGAUAGGUCGCGACCGAAGACGUAGCAGCCGCAAAUUCGAUCCAAACGCCGGUGUCGAUCUGCAUGCUCUCAGCAAACUGAAAUCGAGAGAAGGUGAUUCGGGUGUAUAUUUAGAGCCUACAGCUUCUCGGCAAAAUCGGGAGAAAAUUCCGCCCCAGCAGCCAAUUGAAGGAGUGCAACCGGAGAGAAACGACCAAGAAGACGAUUCAGAAUGGCAAACAUUGAUUGGUAGCGAAGACCAGCAACCCGAGGGUGAGCACUCUGAAAAGCGCUUGGAAGAGAAGCACAUCGACCACCAACCAGCGGUGGAAGACGAAGAGGAACACCAGAUAGAAGACUUUGAAGAACCUCAACCAUCAGCUCCGCCGCAGAGUCCUGCAUCUCUACUCAGGGCUCUCAAGGCUUUACAGAAGCCGCAGAAAGAGAACCGCCCAAUAUCAAUCUUCGAUCGUCAAACGACAGCACAGCGCAUCGAAUUCGGUGACGGCUUCGAGGACACACAGCGAACAGCCGGCCCGUCAAAUACAGCCAAAGGAAAACAAACCGCGGAACCUUCCCCACGCAAACGUCGCCGUGAAAAUUCGGACGAUUCGGACUCCGACGCUUUCGAAACCAAAGACCGUGGCGACCAUGCCCCAGUGCGUCGUCGCGCGAUGCCUUGGGCAAAAAGACAGCGCACUGAAGGACCACCAGCACCUACAUCCUCCGGUGCACCACCGAGCCACCAACCCCCUCCCCGUUCUACACAGCCACAUACCCGUCCCUUGUCUGAACAAGAAGAAUCCGUCUCUGAGGCCUCCUCUCCCUCCAUGACCGAAGAGCCCGAGCUUCCACCUUCCUCCACAUGGCGCGACCAACGCAAGCUCGCGCAAGAAAAUCGCGCUCUCGAAUCCACGCAGUCUCGCAACAGCCGCAAUGAGCGCAAAUCCCGCGAAGCAUGGUCGAACGAAGAGGAAGAAGCUUUGAUUGAAUACAUGCGCAAAUAUCCUAGCAAAUAUUCAAGGAUACUGCAGUAUGAUGAGCAAGAAGGGGGUGGCGUGUUGCGAAACAGGAAUCAGGUCAAUCUAAAAGAUAAGGCACGGAAUCUGGCGAUUAAUAUGAUACGAUCAGGAGCUGGUCUUAGAUCAGGGUUUGAAAACAUCAUACACCCCGGCGAAAAACAAGGGAGAGCUCUCAUGGCUGCUGGAUGGGUAAUGCACAAUGAUGGGUCGUGGGAGAAAGUCCAAUAG